AUGGAGUUUGCAGGACAGCUAAGACCUUCCGAGGCCUGUAACUACUUAGCAGUCCCAGGCUUCAGUGGCCUGGACCCAGAUGAAGAUGAAGGUGAUUUAAUCAUCGGCUUCAGACCCAAAUUCUCGCCCAUCCCAUCCCGAAGGAGCUCAAUAUCGGAUGAAGACUCAGAUCCCGACCCUCCUUUCUGCGGCUCACGGAGGGUGUCGUUUGCUGAUGCCAAAGGCCUCAGUCUGGUGCAAGUGAAGGAGUUUGAUACGUGGGAUGUACCAAAGCUGCCAGGAUAUGACUCUGCAGAAGUUGAGGGUAAAGAUUCAGUGGAAUACCACCUAUCACCUUUAACUUUCUCCCUUCCACUGUCAUCCACAGAGGUGAUGGCAAAAGUGUUGAAUCAGAAAGUAGAACUGGAAACAAUUGAGUUACUCCCAGGGACCACAAUACUUAAAGGAGUGAUCCGCGUUCUCAACAUCUCCUACAAUAAGUCUGUGUAUAUCAGGACCUCUUUGGACAAGUGGGCCACUCACUUUGACCUUCUGGCAGAGUAUGUCCCCGGCUCUAGCAACGGCGUGAUGGACAGCUUCUCGUUUAAGCUUACCUUGGUGCCGCCGUUUGGGGAUCAGGGAGUUAUGGUCGACUUUUGUCUGCGGUACGAAACUCCUGCAGGGACAUACUGGGCUAACAAUAACAACAGAAACUACGUGCUCUCCUGCCAGCACAGAAUGAAAGAGGGAUCAGGGAAGCCACAAACAGAAAACGCAAACAAGAAAAGUUGCCUGAAGACCUACAGUCAGAGUGUCUCUACUGUGGAAAACAUUUCAUCAAAGCAAGCUUCAUCACAGGAAAAUAUGUCAACAGAUGAGUCUGUCAGGGCACCAGAGGAGGGCGAAGCCAAGAAAAUCUCUCAAGGUCAAUCAGCAACUUCGUAUGGAGAGGGACAGAAGUUAUCGAUGGAGAACAAACAAAACAGCAGCAGAAGGAGGCAAAGACAAGCUGCACGGAUGGCCAGACUGAGGGACUAUUAUGCUCAGAGUGAAGGAGGAGAAAAAGACAUGGGCAAAGACAAAAAACCCCCAGAAAUAAAACAGACAACUUGUGAAGAAACCCCAGGACACAAUGUUGUCGGCCAGCCACCAUUUAAUGAGGGGAACAUUAAGUCAGAAUGUCCUCAGUUUGUUUUUGACACCCUCGAAGCAUGCAGCAAACCUCUUCAUAAUGCAGCACAUGCCCACACAUCCACCGAGCAAAUGAAAUCUGAACUGGUUGUAUUAGCACGAGGUGAGAGUGCUUCAGAUAUCUCAAACAACCCCCCACAUUCAGCAGGUGAGGCCGCUCCGCCAGAACAGCAAAAUAUCAGGGAGCUUGUCACCACAAAUACAAAAGGAGACAUGAGUUUAGCAUGCACUAACAACCCAGCAACAGCGAGUAAUGAAAUCCUCAUAAGCCAGGCCGACAGUUUCACAUUUAGCACAGUGGUUGCUCCGCUGUACCGUCAAGCAUUUCAGAGGCCGUCAGCUGAAAACCCCGUAAAUAUGGGAGACUUCAAUCAUCCUUCUGAAAUCAGACUGACUUGUUGCGUUGUUCCAAUUAACACUAGAAAUGGCAUGGGCAAAGUGCAGGGAAAUCACACCGAAGAAAAAGAGACAGUAAAUAAAAUCCCAAAGUGUGAGGACAUUGCACAGAAUCCAAUUAAGAAGGAAAAGAACCCUGACCAGAGUGGGACUAACAUAUCUCUGGGUCAACAACAGCUUUUAGGACGCAAUUUUCCAUUUGAGAGUAUCCACUCCCAGACAAAAGCACAGGAGGAAAUUCAGUCCAGUGGAGCAGCUAAACCACCACAAUGUCAAUCACCAGAACACAACUAUUCCCUCAUUUCAGCAAAUGUAGAUGAAACACUUGCAAAGGAUAAAACUAAGCAGGGUUUUAAACCUUUUCGGAUUAGGCUAGGACAUUUUGCUGCAGGAACCAACCAGCUGGUCACUGGGGUUCAAGAGAAGGAUUAUGAGUGCUCAGAGGUAGACAAGGAAAAUGAAAGUAGGAAAUCUGUCACGACUUCGACGGAAGACAAACUUUUACAGGUAUUCAAUGAAUUGAAUUCCAAUCAAACUGACAGUAAAGGUUGCCUGAAUAGUACUGUCUAUCUUUGUGAACCAGAGAGAAAAGAUCUUGCAUCGCUAAAUGAAUCUUUGGAAGCUCAAGAGGAAGCAAAUAUAGACAAAGACGUUUUUGGCUUAGAAAAAGGUAAUAAAAGCAACUCUAAUGAUAUUAAGGUAAUGUAUGAAGUUGCUCAGUCCAUCAUAAAUGAGGUUAGAAGUAACAAUCACUGUCAUGCUGAUAUGUCUGGAAGAUCCGAUGGUCUAAAUGUUCUGGAAAAAAAAGGACAUUGUGAAAUGGAUUCCUCUUUCAUAAACCAAGAUGAGGAUUUCCUUUUAAUGGAUAUUGUUGAGGGGAAAAACUGGGAAAUGAUGGUUGAAGAGGAGGAAAACAGUGUUUUAUCAAAAGAAAAACAGAUUGGGCUACUAAAUUCAAAGACAGAGGCCAAUGAAACCGAUGGGAAAGCAGAAGAAGCAACAGGGAUAAAGAUAGAAAGGGCUGUGGUGGAGGAGAGCCAGGUGUGCAUAGGGAAGGAAUUCAAGCCGGUUAAUAUCAUAAAGACAGAUGGAAUAGAAAGUACUGAACUAAACAAAAUGGAUGGACAAAAAGUAACAGAGCUGCAGAACGAAACCAAGAUACACUGGGUCAGUACAGAAAAGGCAGGUGUCCAAGAAGAUGAGGAAAAAACUGAAAUUGACAUGAAGCAGGAUAAUCUGGCACAGCUGAACAAGGAGAACGGAGAACAGAAGAAUACAGACUUUAAACAGAUAAUCCUUGUUAGUGAAGCAGGUGAGAUUGUAAUUACAGAUGCAGACUCAGAUAUGGCAAUGCAAAACAGAGAGGAUGAAGCAUGGUCUUUUAAAGUAGGGUCAGACUUUACACAAAGCAAGGUUGAAGAUGAUUUAUCUGCGCUAGUGAGCAGAGCUGCGAAAAACGAUUCAAGUGAGAGGCAAUAUGUGUACAGUCAAACUGAUACUCGUCCGACCUAUAAGGAUGGGGUUCAAAGCAACAAGGGUGCCACAGAUGACCAAUCAAAGGCAGACACCAAAAACCCUACCUCCAAAGGAGGUAUGUGCGAUUCAGCCGACGAACCUGAUAGCAAUUCAGCAGAGUCUGACUCAGACGAAGAGCUACAGUUGUAUGUGCACUGCCUGAGGGCUGCUGGUGCACCAGCACAGGUCCACAAAGACAAGAUCAGAGAUGCAGGAUUCACGGCAUCCAAAAGACCCUCCAUAAACAGAGGCAAAUUGCCACCAACACCCAUGCCAUCCAUCAGCGAAGCUCUGAAUGAAGAACAGCAGCACAGCAGUCCUCCGGAGACCCACAAGGACAUAAAAACACCUACUGAGCCAACAUCUGAUAAACAGGAGACUAUUAACCAAAAUGAGUGGAGAUGGAAAGACUUAUUUUGUUGCAAAACAUUGCUGUACACCUCCUUGAUGGUGGUGUUUACAGUUGUGGCAUACCAUUAUGAUUUUCUUGCUUGUUUCUUGCUUUACAUGAUAUCAGUCAUUUGGCUAUGCUGUAAAGGAGAGAGACAACCAAUUGAAAAAGGGAAGAAUAACUGAAUUACACUGUAAAAAGCAGUUUUAAGAGGACUCCUGGGCAUUAAACCUUAUAUAUUAUGCAUAUGAGAAUAAUUCUUGUAUUUUCCCUAUGGGAGGAUGUUUAGACUCUGUUGUCAAGAGUAUAAACAAUUAGCUGUAUGCUUAUCUGUGGACAAAAUGUUGUGUGACCCAAGAAGAUUAUUGUCAUAGAUUAUAAAUCAGUUGUGGAAGGCAUGGUAAAGUGUAAAUAAAGGCUUAAUGUGUGCUGUUUGGGGCUACUGAAAAAACUAUGAAAUAGUUGUAUUUUCAUCAUAAUAAUGGUAAUAAAUUACUCAGCUAAUACA
Girardinichthys multiradiatus is the source of this 3980-nucleotide messenger RNA. RefSeq names its product protein phosphatase 1, regulatory subunit 3Ab (gene ppp1r3ab). NCBI's taxonomy places the organism in Eukaryota, Metazoa, Chordata, Actinopteri, Cyprinodontiformes, Goodeidae. Gene Ontology annotation, cellular component: protein phosphatase type 1 complex. The transcript has 4 exons. Gene Ontology annotation, biological process: regulation of glycogen biosynthetic process. Gene Ontology annotation, molecular function: protein phosphatase 1 binding; glycogen binding. The record is from RefSeq and is a predicted model, not a curated record. The coding region runs from base 1 to 3657 and encodes 1218 amino acids.